AAAUAUUUGUUGAUCCGGAUUAUGAACUGGCUACCAAAGAACUUCAGCAAACACUAGAUACAUUACAUAUUCAAAAAAAUAUGGAGAUACAUCAACAAUUUAGUGAUGAAGAUUUCAUUCAAGCUGCUACAGAAAUAGAACACAUAGAAAAUGAAGUUACUAUACAACCUUUAACCGGAAAAGAGCAGUUAGAUAUUUUGUGCGGGGUUUUGAGAAUUGUUGAUGAGAAAAUUGAUAAUUGUGGUGUAACUAUGAGGUCUUUAUGCAAGCUUCAAAUGUGCAUUCGUGAGGAGGUCCGAAAGGAAGAAGCUGAAAACCAG
This is a messenger RNA of Racocetra fulgida, 320 nucleotides long. NCBI's taxonomy places the organism in Eukaryota, Fungi, Glomeromycota, Glomeromycetes, Diversisporales, Gigasporaceae. The record is from the annotation of a GenBank genome assembly.